Colletotrichum navitas is the source of this 1506-nucleotide messenger RNA. RefSeq names its product helix-loop-helix DNA-binding domain-containing protein. The transcript is spliced from 3 exons. The record is from RefSeq and is a predicted model, not a curated record. NCBI's taxonomy places the organism in Eukaryota, Fungi, Ascomycota, Sordariomycetes, Glomerellales, Glomerellaceae. Gene Ontology annotation, molecular function: protein dimerization activity. Bases 1 to 1506 code for a protein of 501 amino acids.
AUGGACUCCAACUUCCUCAGGAACCUCGACUACUUUGCCGUCCCCAAUAAUCAGGCCACUAACCCCGCCGAACAAUCCGCCGAGUCAUCCGCCGAGUCAUCCGCUACAGGUGCCGCCAGAAAUGCACCCAAUAAGUCUCUUUGGGACUCCCUAGCGGGUGAUCAAGCAAACUCCGAGUCAGCGUCUAAUGGCCCUUCCACAUCGCUGCCAUCUUUUGCCCAGACAUCUCCCGGUAGCACGAACUUCGGCUUGGGCUCCAUGCCAGCUCAGAUGCAGUUCAGCCAUGGCCAACCCAGGAACAGCCUGCCGAACAGGCCUGCCCUGGGCCAGGACUCGCGGCGGAGAGAUGGCCAUGCGCGCAAGCGCAUCAAGGUCGAUUCUGAAGCUGCUGCGCUAGAGUCGGUCGACUACUGGAUCCAAUUCGAUGAUGACGAGGAACAGAAGCUUGGUGGUAGCUUUGAGAUUGACUUUUCGAGGCGUAGCAAUCCCACUCCUAACUACCGACUAAGACCAGCCGCAAACCGUCUGAAUCCAAUGUCUACGACACCUGGCCUGGGUACGGGAUUAUACACCAACCCUGUAUUUAAGCCAGAAGACUUUAUGGAUGACACCGCCCUCGAUAAUGCCCUGUCUGAUGAUGACGAUUUCUUCGAAUCGAUGAAUCUCGGCGAGCAACUUGGCAAGAUUGAUUCUCAACCACCCCAGGAGGUACCUCCCAGGGAGGGCCUAUACUCAACGCCCCUGAGUUGGGAAAAGCCAGCACCCGGGCUGAGGAUGAACCCUCUUUUCGGAAUGGGCGGCUUGGGUAGCAUGGGCGCGCCCAUGCUUGACCCUGAACAGCGACGGCUUCUGGCAAUAGCCCUCAAUACUGGUGGCCGAUUAUCAGCAACCGGUCUAGGUUCUGGUCUGGGCUUUGGUCUUGGAGCUGAUCUGGGACCCGAGUUUGCGAGCCUGGAAAACUUCGACGCGAACAUGGCUACAGGGAAUCUGAACGACACCAAAGGCCCCAAACAGUCGGCUCUUGAAAAAGGCAAACAAAAAGAAAAGGACACUGUAAAGGAGGAGGCUCAGCCGCAACGGCCGCAGGUAUCGCGAACCAACACCAAUGCUACUGGCACAUCUGAAAAGUCUAGAGACAAAUCGAAGACGGGCGACCGAACAGCACAUAAUGACAUUGAGAGGAAAUAUCGUACCAAUCUGAAAGACAGAAUUUCAGAGCUGCGCGACGCGGUCCCGUCACUCAGGUCAAUACCUGAGGAAGGGGGCGAAGAUGCCGAGGCAGAUGGCCAAUCGCGUGGCCCUAAAGUCAGCAAGGGUACUGUCCUCACGAAAGCCACAGAAUAUAUUCAUUACCUGGAAAGAAGGAAUAAGGCCAUUAUGCGCGAGCACCAGGAACUCGCGAGGCGCCUACAAGCCUUUGAGCAGCUCUUGAGCGCACAGGCGCGGCAACCUUUCCCAAUGCCGAACUAUAGCAGAACCCUCUUUGACCCAAGAGGCUUUUGUUGA